Diorhabda carinulata is the source of this 5922-nucleotide messenger RNA. Its product is annotated as gastrula zinc finger protein XlCGF57.1-like. Gene Ontology annotation, biological process: regulation of transcription by RNA polymerase II. The transcript has 2 exons. The record is from RefSeq and is a predicted model, not a curated record. Gene Ontology annotation, molecular function: RNA polymerase II cis-regulatory region sequence-specific DNA binding; DNA-binding transcription factor activity. The coding region runs from base 148 to 1641 and encodes 497 amino acids. NCBI's taxonomy places the organism in Eukaryota, Metazoa, Arthropoda, Insecta, Coleoptera, Chrysomelidae.
GCAUACUUUUUCUAUGGUUUUAACUAACAAACAUGUUUUGAGGUUAUACGUGUCUAAUUAUAAUUAAAAUGAUAGUUAUAAAUACAUUUACGAUUAAAUUGAUAUAAUUAAGAACUUGGAAAUACAGGAAAGAUUAUUAACAAAGAAAUGGAUACCCAAAAUUUUGAAGAAGAAAUUGAUAUCCACAAUUAUUCUCUGUCGAAUAUCGAUAUAAAACAAGAAUUAAUUGACGAAGAAUCUGCAGAAAAAAUUCAAAAUGCAAAUGAACAAAUAAAUGGAAUUCAUUCAAUCAAACAAGAAAUCAACGAUGACUUGAAUACAAUUAAAAUAUUAGAUAAUAAUGUGGAUGUAUCUAAUGAAACAAAAAGGAACGUUUGCAGUACUCACAUCAUACUAAACAAACCCGUGUAUUCAAAAUUUGCCCAUAGAAAGAGAAUUAAAUCAAAAGUUUCAGGACUGUUUAGAAAUUGGAAGUAUAUGCAACCAAAUGCUAUGGGAUUAAUGAUAUGUGCAUAUUGUGGGAAGUUAUACACAAAACAAGUAGAAUUGUUAUGCCACUUAACAAUGAAUCAUUGUAUGAAACUAAACAAUUUUUAUAAGAUGAAAAUUCAUCAUAAAAGUAAAAGGGAUACAUUUAUUAUGAGAAAUCUUGAUAUAAAACAUGAAAUAGAAGCAGUUGAUCAUGAAUUAAAAGUGGAGCUGCCAGACACUACAAACCAGUUGGAUGUUACCAAUAAUUUAAAUUCAAGUGUACAAAAGGGUUUGAAAUCAAUUCAAAUCAAAUCAAAUAUGCAUUCACAUACUUACACAAGGACUAAACCAUUCAAAGAAAAGCCAUUUCAGUGUGAUAUUUGUCAUAAAAUUUUUUCACAGAUCAAAGGUUUGAAAAUACAUUUGCGUAGUCAUACAGGAGAAAAGCCAUUCAAAUGUGACAUUUGUUUAAAAACUUUUUCAGAUAGCAGUAAUUUGAAGAGACAUUUGCGAAGUCAUACAGGAGAAAAGCCAUUCAAAUGUGAUAUUUGUUUGAAAAAUUUCUCACGUAUAGGAAACUUGAAGUCACAUUUGAGUAGUCAUACAGGAGAAAAACCAUUCAAAUGUGAUAUUUGUUUUAAAACUUUUUCACAGUCAAGUGAUUUGAAGAGACAUUUGUGUACUCAUACAGGAGAAAAGCCAUUCAAAUGUGACAUUUGUUUAAAAUCUUUUCCGCAUAAAGGUGACUUGAAGAAACAUUGGCGUAGCCAUACAGGAGAAAAGCCAUUCCAAUGUGACAUUUGUUUGAAAAAUUUUUCACGUAUAGGCAACUUGAAGUCACAUUUGCGUAGUCAUACUGGAGAAAGGCCAUUCAAAUGUGACAUUUGUUUGAAAACUUUUCCACAUAAAAGUAAUUUAAAUUUACAUAUGCGCUGUCACACAGGGGAAAAGCCAUUCAAAUGUGACAUUUGUUUGAAAACUUUUCCACAUAAAGGUAACUUGGAGAGACAUUUGCGUACUCAUACAGGAGAAAAGCCAUUCAAAUGUGACAUUUGUUUUAAAACUUUUCCGCUUAAAGGUAACUUGAAGAAGCAUUUGCAUAUUCAUACAGGAGAAAAAUCAUUCAAUGUUGACAUUUAUUUGCAACCAUUUUCUAAUGAAAGUAUUUAGAAGUAAAUAUAUGCAGUCAUAGGAACAUGAAAAAUAUGGAAAAUAAUUAAUUUUUUGACAUGAUAUAAAAAGACUAUUGUUAAUUCUGUUCUAUAGUUAAAUUGUAACAUUACUUUUGUAAACUUUUAAUUUAAAUUUAAUAAUUUUUUUUAAAAAACUGACUUUAAAGGCCUCGAAAAUUAAUUGGCGCAGUCAGUAGGAUAUUCGGGAGUUUGCGUAUCGAAAGUGGACUUUUUGUGAAACUUAUAACCGGAUUAAAAACAUCCAUUAUUGGCCGAAUUUAAAGGAAUCAAUUCAAACUUAUAUUAACAUCUGCGAAAUUUUGGAAAGUUUUCCGAACAUGUGAAUUUGUAGAUUUACUGUUACUUAUUAGUUACUGUGUCAUAAUAAUAUCAGUCAUUCACUUAGGAUUAUGCAAUUUCAUAAUUUUUUUUAUUACUCCUAGUGAAAACUCUAAUCUGUCGCUCAGCUGGCCGUAAGCGUUUGUUAUGACUGCAAUGGAGUAUCACUUCCAUGAAUGACUUCCUUCAAGUUCCAAUUCUAAAUUAUGUCAACCCUCAACUUCUAUAAUCUAUUCACACUAACAUAAGUAUUAUCGUGAGGUCACAAGUUUUUCAAUAGAUCUAAACUGAUCUAAAGUAAUUGAGCAUUUUUUUGAAAUUUGUAUGAGUUUAUACACCAAACCCGGUCAAAAGCUACCACAAGAGGUUUAAUAUUGGAUGAUCUUGUUGAAAAUACCAAUAAAAGAAUUGAAUUAGCUAGAGGCAGUUAUUGUCAUGAUCGCGAUGCCCUGUGCGCCAAUAUUGUGGAACUGGAAGCACUCAUUGGACUAAUAAAUAAUAGUAGAAAAUCUGUCAGGACUCCUCCGGAGAACUGCUGGGAAUGUUACCAUUGGUAACUGGUUUACAAGUCUAGACCUGAUUAAUGAUACAAAAAACCAAGUAGAGCUUCCUCUAUAAUUCAGUAACCCAGUAAAAAUUGCUCAUUGGUUUCAUACAUUCCAAAGCAAAUAAAAUUUUUGGAUAAAGCAACAGAUUAACCAGAAAUAACUAUGAUGUAUAACGCAAUAAAAGGUGGAGUGGACAUAGUAGACAAACUUCGUUCUGUUUAUAUAAAUGUGCCAGAAAUACACAAAGAUGGCCAAUGGUAAUAUUUUCUACUCUAUGCUAAAUGUAACAGUUAUAAACUCUUAUGCUAUUUCCAAUUCCAAAAUGAAAUCUCCUUGGUUAUUUGAUUUUUGAUUUUUCACAUAAAUUGUAGAUCUUUUUAUUACCAACUUUGCUAUUCAACUUAUAUUCUCUUCCCAAUGGGUUUCAUCUUACUACUUUGUUGUUUCAAACAUUAUCGAACCUGGUGUAUUCAACAUUUUUUGGGGUUUGAAAAUAGAAAAAUCAAAUAACAGUUAAUCUUUAAGUGAAAAAGAUUUAAUAAACAAAGUUUUAGUUAAAUCAACAUGCAAGAUUGCAAAAUAUCUCAAGUCAAUAUAACGGAAAGUUCUAUAAACAGUGAAUCUGAAGCCAUAAAUGUAAAAUUAUCCAUGGGGAGUUGAUGGAUUUAUGAGUGUAGGGACAAAAAUCCGUACAUUUUUAGACAGCUUAGCAAGUAAAUUAUAGGCACUGACUGAGAUUGUUAUUGUUUCUCGUAAUUUAGCAGUUGUCAAAUGUCCCAAGUAUAAACAUUACGUCUCUGUUAGAAUUUUAGUUUCAAGUGUGGAAAAUUUAAAAGAAAAAAGCGACGUGAAAUAACUGCAAAGCCUUAUGAAAAAAAUCAGGAUAUGAAAAAAUCGUUUACGGUACUUUGUAAGAAUUGGAAUAGCCAGACAAACACUGGGAAUCAGCAACUUACUAAUGUAACAGAUUAUAGUUCAAAAAUCAAGAAAAUCAGUUCCCAAAUUUUCUGAGAAGCAACAAAUUGAACAAAAAUCAAAAUUUAAAAGUCACAGCAACGAGUUUUCGCCCGAUAAAGGUUUGGAAAUCAUUAUCGACAAGAGUGAAACGACGAAUAAUAAGAUUUAUUAUAGACAGAGAGGUGAGGAAAUAAAUUCAAAAGAUACGGAAUGUUUAAUUCGAAAGUAUUGGUAUGUUUGGCGAUAUCUUCUCGUGGUUGCUCUGGAAAUUGUGUAACCGCCAAAAUAUACGAAAAAAAGAUUGUUAGGUCUAGAUUAAUGCAAUUUUUAAAGAAAAAGCUGCCCAUUGUGCAAAAGAACAUGGUUGGAGCUUUUACAUAGUUGAAUAUUCCGUUCCUGACUAGUCUAGGAAUGGUCCAAUUGUUUAUCAACUGAGGCUAAUUGAACGUUUUUGGCGAAAUUUAGAACGAAACGUAAAUUCUGAAAGUAUGGAAACAACACUAUACAAGAAGAAUUAACAAAGAGAAUUUUGAGCACACUCCGGCAAACGCCAGCAUUAAAUAAUUUCAUGCCACAUUUAUAUAAAAACAAAAACCACUUAGGAAAGCGAGCAGACUGGAUGCUGAUUCAUUUAUAUAAAAUGUGUGUAAUUAUAGUGAAGUUAAGAAUUAAAUUAAAACAGUUUGUGCGAAUUUUUGGCCCCAAACCCUUAUAAUGUUUAUUAUGUUGAGAACCAGACCUUAGCUAUCCAACCUACUGUUUCAGUAGAUUUCAAAAGUGUUAAAAUUAACAGAUAAUUUUGGUCUGAAGUAUGAAAAAGUUCAGACUUGUGAUAUAAACGACAGAAAAAACGUUUCUGGUAAUAGUAUCAAAAUUUUUAAUAAUUUCAUCUUUUCGAAAUCGAAGAAACAAGCAACUGCAACAGUUUUUCGUAGUAGUGUUGAAUUGUAUUUUUGAAAUUCUCUUCAUUGGAUAGUUAUUGUCUGAAAUAUUGAACAAAAAUGCUUUUCUUGUGCUAAUAUUCUAGGAUAAUGAAUCCUGAAUAAAAAUUGUUAGAAACCGAGCAUACAGAUGAGAAGCAACAUUUUAUAGGUAAAUGUAAUAAUUAUAAUAACAGAGCAAACCGCUGAUAAAUCUACUAAACCAUUAACAGCGUCAAACCUGAAAUAUUUUCAAGGUACACUUAACGUUGAGUUAAAUAAACGUUUAAGUUUAUAUUUUAUAUGUUAAGUUUUUGAAAUUGAUAAAUUAAAUGAAUUACAAGCUUUCAUUAAGGUAAAACCUUUCAAGGUGUUAAUUUUUAAAUAAUUUCAAAAUUUUUAUGUACCUAAAUAAAGGGGGCGUGUUGCUAAUGCUGUUCUUAAGGCAAUUCUUAUUUAGUGAACAGACCAGAUUUAUGUAUAUUUACUACUCAUGUUAGAAAACAGAUUGUUGGGUUAUGUAGAACAAUUGACAAGUCCUUUUUGUCUAUAGUCUAUUUCAGAAAUGUAUGGAGCAAUAAAAUGGGGAAUUCCGUCCAGUUUGGCUCAGAUUAGGUGUAGGUCUUGAAAUAUUGUGGAGGGAUUACUUAGGUAGUAGAUUAUACAGGUACGUUUUGCGUUUAACAGGUAACGUUUAACCUUCUAUUAGUGCCUCUAAUUAAUUCCAACCCUAUUUCAGAUUCAGCUUAACCAUUCACCAUUAGGGCAAUGGUACUUUAUCCAAAAUUUUUAGACCUUUAUUUGUAUUUACUGUUAAACCGUAAAUAGUGUUCACGGUCAGUGUUGCCACAAUUUAAAAGCUGAAUGUAAAAAUUGAACUAGAAAAUGUACUAGAUUGUACCAACUUCAAACAAAUUUAAUAAAAUUAUAGAAAGAUGUAUAAACAUAGGUUUGAAUUAAUUUUUUUUUUCCCAAAAAUAGACUGUGUCAAUUAUUAUUUUAAGGAUGAAAAAUUUAUAUAAAGUUUACCGAUAAAAUUAGCAAUGCAGUACAAAAAUCUCACGAUCUAAAUAUAAAUCAACUUGGCUCUGUUUUCUAAUUAUUGUUACAAUCUAGUACAAUUUCUAGUUUAUUUUAUUAAACGAAAAUAUAAAAUAACUUUAUAUUUGCGAACGCAGGGAAAAUGUAUUCGAAGAAAGGAAAAAUGUACUAGCGUAUAAAAUACACUAAAAUGUACUAAAAUUGUACUAGCUCUGGCAACACUGUUCACGGUAUUAUAAGAUUAGCAAUAAAAUGGCGACAUUUACACCAACGAAAAGAUGUUCUAAUAAUUAUUAUUUCAAAUGUACACGAUUGCAUAAAAUAAAAGUGGCUUAAAUAUUCGUUGGGUCACUCUGUGGUCUCUUUGCAUACCUAAUGAGAUUUUAUUACUCUAUACAUUACUGAAAUAAACUAUAAGAUAUUCUUUUGUACAAUGUAAAGCUGUUUUGCACCAAUAAAGACUCUUUUAUAAAA